This is a messenger RNA of Perca fluviatilis (European perch), 2154 nucleotides long. RefSeq lists its product as uncharacterized. The transcript has 4 exons. Bases 1 to 2154 code for a protein of 717 amino acids. NCBI's taxonomy places the organism in Eukaryota, Metazoa, Chordata, Actinopteri, Perciformes, Percidae. The record is from RefSeq and is a predicted model, not a curated record.
AUGGAGAGGGUAAGGAACAAUUACAUCUUGCCCUGCCUUCAUGAUUUUCUUCCAACCCCCGGGGGGGCUUCUUCUGGCGUUGGAAGGCCAAGAGUUAUCAUUGGCACCAGCGGCCAGUACUAUAUUUUAGCCUCACGGCUCACCUGCAAGGCCUGUAGGAAGUACUGGCACGCUGACAAGCCCCAGUGGCUGGAGAAGCUACCAGAGCGCUUCAGCAACAUUGUUCCGGCUUUCCUAACUCACAAAAAGGCCAUCUGCAAGUCAGUAAUGGAUGAGAUGAGGCGCAGCGGCAGAUCACCGGAGGACAUCGCUAAGCAGCUGACGGAGGCGCUCCACCUUAAAUAUGAGAGAGCCCACCUGGCCUACCUGCUCAGUGUGCAGAACGUCAGGGAUGCUGAGGCAGGAUUUUACGGCCAGAGAACCAUCACUGGGCUUCUCAGACAGGCAGACACUCCGGCUCCAUUCGGUGGAUACUCAGAUGCUGACGGCUGGUGUGGAGUGUCUAUUUCUUCUCACUACCUGGUCGACUGCCUGGUCCGUGAGUUUCAACGGCAGGAGCAGCUCCUCACUCUGUUGCUACAGGGGACCUUUGGACAAGUACUCAGGUCAGAUCACACACGCAAAGUGGCUAGGAAGGUGGUGCUGUCAUCCGGCACAAUGUCUUCCUAUGCCAUAAUGAAUGAGAACUGGAUGAUCUUGAGCUGGGUGAUGCUGCAGUCGGAGUGCGAUCGGUCCCUCUAUCCUCUGUAUGAGGGGCUGUCUCGGCGCUACACUGCAGCUGGAGUGAGGAAGGCAAGCUACCAGUGGGUUGACAGGGACUGCUGUGCUGCCUUCAAGGUCCUGGACCCUGGUCAUCAGGAGCACCUGCUGUGGGACUGCUGGAGGACAUCAGAGGCCACCGUGGCGAAGGCGACCUCUGGCAACCUGGCCAACAACAGUGCCUCGAGGAGCAAGUUUAACAAAGACAUUGCCAUCAAGUUAGACUUGUUUCACUGCAUGAGGCGCUUUACCAGGGAGUGUGUGUCUGAACAUCACCCUCUGUUCAGCUCCUUCUGCCAGUUCCUCUCUGCAGCUUUUGUUGUGGUGGACCAGAGGGAUCUACAAAGGCUCACAGAGGCAUACACCUUCUGUGGAAUCUCUCCUGCAAAUCCGACAAAGCAGCACAUAAGAGAUCACUGCAGGACAAAGGUGCCACAGCCGAGGGAGCUGCUGCAGAGGGUUGAAGAUGUGUUGCACCACUUCUACCUGGCAAAGGACGCCAAUGAUGUGCCCCUGUUUAAGGCGCCCAUGCUGAAGUUGUGGAGGAUCCAACGCGUCCACAUCCUGAGAGGCUGCCUGAGCGACCCUGACGUCGGGGAGGGAAUUCUCUACAGGUAUGGUGGCACCUUGCAGCUCAACUACAACAAGGGUGCAGGAGCCACUGUACCUGUUUGGAUUCCAGUGAGAGGCACCUCUCAGCAGGAGGGCUUCCACUUUCACCAAGCCCAGUGGGUGACAGGCAACCGGGUGUCCUGUGAACUUUUCCAGGCCCAGGCAAUGACUGGAGUGGUGCGGUGGAACUUCCAGAGGCUGGUGGACCUGAAAAAGCCUGGUGUGGAGCUGCCAGCUGUGUUCGACCCCCUGUUAAUUUCAGGACUGAACACAGCCUCUGUCAAGUUGACAGGCCAAGCAAAAUAUCCCAGGCUGCAAAAUACAAACAGGGACACAGGGGAGAGAUUUGGACUGCAGUUUGUGGAGCCAGGUUGUCGUCCUGUUGUGUUGAACUGGGACAAGCACAAGGUACAGCCCAACAUCCCAGCUGCUGUAGCCAUGGAGACAGAGGAUCACUGCCCUGCUGCUGUGGUGGACACAGACUCUCAGGAGACCAGUGAUGAGCCAGUUGGGGCGGUGCCCAUCCUAUCUUUCCAGCAGGGCACUGAAACCAUUUCCCAAUCCCAGCAGUCCCAGCAGUCCCAGCCACCCUUGAUACCAGCUGCGGCCAGAGCCAAAUCCGAGACUCAGUCUUUGAUGGAUACAGGGGUAGCACCGCUGUUUGUUUCCUUCCUCUCCCCGGCCGCGCCCUGGACCAAUCAAGACGGGAGGCCUUGUUCAAGUCUUGGACCACAGCCGGUGGACAGAAGCCAUGAGAGCGGCCAUCGACGGGCUUCUGGUUAA